AUCGCCACUUAACACAGUGAAAUUUAAACACAUUUGAGGUUAGGAUUUCCGUUGUCAGGAUUGUUAGAAAUCUGUUACAAUUUAUACCACGUGUUCCGGAUUUUUAGUACGUGAUAUAGUAGUUUUUACGAAGAUAUUUUGGGAGAAUAUAAUUUCAUAAAAUAUAUAAAAACAAAAUGGGAAAAUCAUUGCGUAGUAAAUGGAAGAGGAAGUGCAGAGCAAUUAAAAGGGAACGCUAUGGAGUAAAAGAAUUAGAAAGAUUAAAAAAGACAUUAGGUAUUGAUGAGAAUGGGAUACCAGAUGUUGAAAUGUCAGAAAUAUCAAAAAUUGCUACAGUUGUUGAUGCCAAGACAAUAAAGGAAAAUGAAAAAGCCAACGAUGACACCAAAGCAGAUGAUGAAAAAAUGGAUCUGGACACUGAUAAAAGGAUAUAUAAUAAAAAAACAAUGUUGGAUCAGUAUGGAAAUUAUCCUCCAUGGAUGAACAAACGAAAGAUUAUGAAGAUCAAGAAGGGUAGACCAAAAAGGCAAAAGGGAAACAUAAAGCCACAUAAGAGGUUAACAAGGAGACAGAAGAAGGCAAUGAAGCAAAAGUAAAUCUUCUAUAUAACAUUGAUAGCAUUGAUUAAUACUGUUCUUUACUUUUGUAUUAGUAAGUAACAAAAGUAAAUUGUAUUAUUAUAGUAAAAUGUUAUAUUAAUUA
Messenger RNA from Bombus pyrosoma, 702 nucleotides. RefSeq names its product protein LLP homolog. The record is from RefSeq and is a predicted model, not a curated record. The transcript is spliced from 3 exons. Gene Ontology annotation, biological process: dendrite extension. Gene Ontology annotation, molecular function: RNA binding. Lineage: Eukaryota; Metazoa; Arthropoda; Insecta; Hymenoptera; Apidae. The coding region runs from base 177 to 596 and encodes 139 amino acids. Gene Ontology annotation, cellular component: nucleolus.